CUCUGAUCUCUUAUCUCAAACUUAACCAGCCCCGGUGGGCUCAGCAUAAAUUACCACGGUGAUUUACCCCGGGGAGAAGAGAACUGGCUUCGUGGGACGGAAAAAAAACAGAGUUAAACCGGAAGUAACCUCGAAAACCGCAAAUCCAAGUGUGGUGUGUUUUGUUUAGUCAUUUGAUUUAACCAUUACAAUAACUCGACAGACAGUCUUGUUAUCACCGCCGUGACUCCGCCCCCCGCGCCUUAAAGAACUCAACCAGCAGCCGAUGACGUCAUCACGGGGACGUGACGCCGGACGACUGUUCCAGUGAAGAAAAGAAAUGGCGAUGCUCGGAGGCUUCAGCGCAGCACAGCACAAGAAAAGCGUCUCAGACGGCAGCGGCGACGUGUCAGAGUUCGUCUGUCCGGUCUGCCUCGAAAUCUUCGACAGUCCCGUGAAAACACAAUGCGGCCAUACGUUUUGCCAGAGUUGUCUGCAGGAGUGUUUGCGACCACAGAAGCCUGUUUGUGCUGUAUGUCGUGCAACGCUGGGCCACUGGACUAAAGCUGCUGACCUAGAGGCCCUCAUCCAAUCAUCCAUGGCAGCUUGCAAGGGAUGUGGAACUCAGAUUGGCCUUUCUCACAUGAGAAGCCACACAGCUGCCUGUUCAAAAUACCAGGACUACAUUGAGGAGGGAGUGAGGACCACUGCCCAGAGUCAGCCUGCCAUCAUCAGUCCAGUGCCAAAUCGCUACACGUUCACCUGCCCGUACUGCAGCUGCCAGAACCUCGAUCAGGAUGGCCUGGUCGAACAUUGCACUUCACAGCACUCUCGAGAUGCACGCCAAGUAGUGUGUCCCAUCUGUGCCUCAAUGCCUUGGGGGGACCCCAGUUACAGGAGCACUGACUUUUUCCAGCACCUGAAGAUCAGGCACACCUUCUCCUAUGAUACCUUUGUUGACUACUCUACAGAUGAGCACACUAUGAUCCAGGAGGCUCUACAGCGCUCCCUGUUGGACAACUGACGUGUGAGGGACAAUCCGAGAGUGAAGGGGAGACGGUGAAGUCUUGAGAAGACAAAACAACACACUUUAUCAUCAUUCAUCUACCAUGAGGAUGGUGGUAGUGUAUUAAUGAGUGAUCAGUUUCACAGGGAAUUGUUAUUGUAACUAUGAAUCUAUAGGUUUAUUAUUCAGAUAAUAAAUCAAGCAAUAUGGUUAAAAAAAGCAUAUUGUACUGUCUGAUGUAGGAGUGAUACUGGUGUUCCUGGUGUGAUAAUCUCUUAUCUUCCCCCAGUCGAGUCUGUAGAUUUGAUAGUUUGUUGAAUAUCUAUUAAACUAUGUUUAUGAAGCUGUUCAAUGAUGACACGGUGUCAAAUAGCCAAAAACUUCCAAAGUUGUAAUUAAUUCCCUGUUGUCAAUACUUGAUGUUAUAAAAGGGUUUGACCACUAGGUGGCUAACUAUUGCCAGCAAACAACUAACUUCACUCGGUGUGAAGUGAUCGGUCAAGUAAUGUUAACAAUAAUAUAUAAUAAUCUACUCAAGAGUGACGAUGCAUGUUUACUCUCAAAAGAGAAAAGGGUUUUUCUUUUUUAAGUUUAUUGGCAGAUGGAGGCUCUGUCUUUCUUAUGCUGUUUAAGUGUGUGUGAGAGUGUGAGAGAGAGAUGUUCACUCUGUUUUCAGAGAUCUACUGGAAAGAAUAAAUAAUACAAGGGUCAAACAAGCCAGAUAUGGCUGUUAUGCUUUAUUGUAAUGUUUCUCCCUUAUGUCUUUGUGCCUGCUGGUAGAUCCUGUUUCUGACUUCCAAAUCUCAUAGGGCUAAAACUUCAUCCAGUAAACCAACCGAUACCAGUAGGAGAUCAUUGUGUCACACUGGUCAGUCAGUUCUGUCAUGUGGCGAGAAUUUCUCUGCAUGCUUAUGGCCACAGGAGGGCAGUAGAGUUCCACGCUUCUCUCGCCACUGGUGACAGUCGCCAAGCCUCAGCCAGUCUCCUGGCUCUGUCGCGAGGCAUAAUUCAACACUGAUUUCAUUCUAUAAAUGUGAUCUACUCAAAUGUGUCGUUCUCCAGUUUAGUUAAUUGACACAGUUUUGUUCAAAUGCGUCGUACGAAACGGUCCCAGGUCUUUAGAAACUGAGCUUUUGGGGUUAUUUGUUAUAGUCUUAGCAGGAUAGCCAUAACUUCACCUUUUUUAAACAGUUGAUGAUGUGGUGUGACUUCUAAGUAUACCUAUUGUUACGUGUUUUCUUUUCACGCCUAGUGUCUCGGAUGCUUCUUCACAACAAAAAGAAAUCAUACCUCUUAACAUCACUGCCAGGAGUUCUGCAAAGAAAGAGGAAAAAAGAAAUGAUGAUAUUUAUUAUUUGUAUGCUUCCAAAUUCUGGCGGCAUGUGAAAUAACGAGAAAUUUGUUUCACUUUGCUGGAUUCUUGCUUGGUGUUUUUUAAUUUUCAAUUCUUAAAAUGUGUCUCUUAUUUUAAAUUUGUGUUGUUUUCCAGUGACUUGUAAUCGACCAUAUUCAGUAGUUCAGAUCUUCACACACAGUUGCAUUUGCAUUUGUCUUCGACCUACGGGUAAAUAAAAAUGCAUACACCCAGAUGGAGUAGCUCGAGAGCAGAACCUUAA
Scophthalmus maximus (turbot) is the source of this 2601-nucleotide messenger RNA. RefSeq names its product ring finger protein 114 (gene rnf114). Lineage: Eukaryota; Metazoa; Chordata; Actinopteri; Pleuronectiformes; Scophthalmidae. The record is from RefSeq and is a predicted model, not a curated record. The transcript has 6 exons. Gene Ontology annotation, molecular function: ubiquitin protein ligase activity. The coding region runs from base 320 to 1003 and encodes 227 amino acids. Gene Ontology annotation, biological process: ubiquitin-dependent protein catabolic process; protein polyubiquitination.